Molecule: messenger RNA, 162 nt
Organism: Plasmopara halstedii
Lineage: Eukaryota; Oomycota; Peronosporomycetes; Peronosporales; Peronosporaceae
Exons: 2
Coding region: 1-162 (53 amino acids)
Source: RefSeq, a predicted model, not a curated record
AUGCGCUCCUCAAGCUACGCCAUUGAAUGGAGUGUCUUGCGGCAUCUGAUUCGGUGGAAAAAUGUAUCGCUGUCCUGGGUAGAAGAUAUCUCAGCCUUAGGAGACAUUGAUGACGCAUGUUUAAAAGAACGCUUCAUACAUGACUGGCUCAGCAGUGCUUGA